Messenger RNA from Leptinotarsa decemlineata (Colorado potato beetle), 1553 nucleotides. RefSeq names its product gamma-glutamylcyclotransferase. Gene Ontology annotation, molecular function: gamma-glutamylcyclotransferase activity. NCBI's taxonomy places the organism in Eukaryota, Metazoa, Arthropoda, Insecta, Coleoptera, Chrysomelidae. The record is from RefSeq and is a predicted model, not a curated record.
CUUAAGUUUAUGCAUAUUCGGUAAUACAGAUUUUGAUUUCAACCUUUUAACAACCAUUCAGUAGCUUCUUUGAUUAAGUUAUACUAGAUGUAAAAAUGACUGGAAAAACUUUGUAUUUUGCAUACGGAAGUAAUUUAUCCACUGCAAGAAUGCAUGUUUGGAAUCCCAAUGCAAUCAGAUGUGGAAUAGGAAAAUUGAACGAUUAUGUAGUAGACUUUCUUGUAUAUUCUAAAAUAUGGAAAGGAUGCGCAGGAACUAUAGUUCCAAAAAAGGGUAGCCACGUCUGGGGAGUAAUAUGGGAACUCAAAGAUGAAGACUUGAAAAAUUUAGACUGGCAGGAAGGUGUUCACGUCAAUAUUUACGAACCCAUCACCGUGACUGUGGAAACCCCUGAAGGAAAAUUAGUAGAGUGCUUGACCUAUCGGCAAGUUAGAUGUGAAAGUGAAGACACCCUAGAAUAUAUGCCAGAACUGAAACCAUCACCAGCUUAUUUGAAUACCAUGGUUAGAGGAGCUGUAGAAUCAAAAAUUCCAUUGGAUUAUAUAAACUUCAUAAAAGAUACACCUACAAAUGAUUCGAACAUUGAGCCAAAUUUGAGAGAUGAAUACUGAUCAUAAAAUAUUAUGGGAAAAUUAUUUAAUUUAGUCGAGAUAUAAAACACGAUGUAGAAAUGAUCUCCCUCAAAGACGAAAAAGGUUCUGUAGAUGAUGAACUUAUCGCUAAGCUAAAAAACAUUAACUGGCAGGUAAUAAUGAGAGUCAAUGACAUAAAACUUCACCAAAUUCUAUUACAAGUUGUGAUAGAAUUGUCAAUUUGUUAUCAAACUAGUAAAAGAAAACUAAGACAAUGCGUAAUUGUUGACGAUCGUAAACGGUAAUUUUUAUUUUGAAGUUGCUAUUCAUAUAUUCAUGUUAAAACAUUUGCUGGUUGCACUUUCUAAAUAUAUCCCACACCAUUUUACGGUCUAUUAUAAUGACCUUCAACACCAACAGUGUUGAUUCUGAUGAUCUUGCUAGUCAUUUUAAAGGUUUUCGUUUACCAAUCCACCAAUAUUGAAAUAUUUGAUUAAGUUUAUUCGAAUUGAGGGUUAUUUCUGAUAGAAGCCACCAACAACUUCUGUGAUAAGAUGUUUGAGAUUAUUCUGUACUAGAAAACAAUACUAUAAUCCAUACCAUCUAUGACGGUACCACUCAAAACGAAAUACAAUUCAAACAAAAUAUUGCAUCAUCAGGGAAAAUGGUACCUAUCUAUAAUUGAGCGGGUUAGGGAUAUUCGGAUUUUCAAAAUUGGGGAUUUUAACUUUCAAGAGUGAAGAGGUUAGUGGUUAGAAAUUUUUGUCACUGAUUUUAUGGAAUUCAUUCUAAAAACAAUCAAUAUAUUGUAACCAAUAUAUUGAGUGAGUCAUAUCAGAAUAUUUUAUUUUUUGAAUAGAUUAUUCAAUCGGGCAACUGAAUGUUAUGUAUACAUACGUGUUAUUUUAUAGAUAUAUUAUUUAUGAGUAGAUAUAAGACUUGAUAUAAAAUAUUUUGUUUAUUAAAAGAUUAAUUGUAAAC